AUGCCCGGCCUCACCAUCCCCCCUGCCUUCCCCUCCAACGUCCCAACCAGCUCGCUUGUUGUUCUCAACUACGAGCUUCUGCGUGCUGGCAACAAGGAUGAAAUCGCCAAGCUCUGGCACGUAGCCACCCAUUUGGGCUUCUGGUACCUCAGCAACCACGGUGUCGACGACGAGGUCGAUGCCAUGUUCGAGAUCGGAGCGGAGACACUCGCGCUUCCAUUGUCAGAGAAAAUGAAGUUCGAACAGGGCGACAACGGCGACUCGUUCGGCUACAAAGCGAAAGGAACCAUUGCCACCGACCUGAAGGGCACCAAGGAUACCGUAGAGUUCCUCAACAUUGCCCAGGACGAUGUACUAUCUUGGCCCCGCCCGAGUCACCGGACCUACCCUUCGACGGUCAACGCACGCAUGGCCAACGGCAUAAUUCCCUUCGUUCGUAAAUCGAUGGCGGUGAACAACACUAUUUUGGACAUCCUCGAGCGUCGAUUGUGUCUUCCAAAGGGAACGCUCGAGGCGCUCCACGACACUUCUUCAAUGUGCGGGAGCGAGGCGCGAGUCAUCAAGACGCCCCCGAACCAGAGCACCGCCGGUAUCGGAGCGCACACGGACUUUGGGACGCUGACCUUCCUCCACAACCGACUUGGGGGCCUGCAGGUCAUGCCACCCGGGACUAACGAAUGGCUGUACGUGAAGCCCCUGCCCGGCCACGCUAUCUGCAAUAUCGGCGACGCUCUCGCGAUCUUCAGCGGAGGCAUCCUGCGCUCAAACCUCCACCGCGUCAUGCCCCCACCUGGCCCACAGGCCCGCUUUGAGCGCUACUCGGUGGCCUUCUUCACACGCCCAAACAACGACGUCGUCCUGCGGCCCAUCAGCGAGCACAGCGCCCUCAUCGCCCAGGCGGCAACACGCCAUCCGCGGGAGGAAUUCUCCACCGGUGCCACAGCGGGCGAGUGGACGGCGCGCCGGAUUAGGAAGCUCAGGUUGAAGAACCGCAAGGGUCCUGAAACUUGGGCCGAGAGCAAGGGCACCGAGCAUCAGCCACCUGCGACCGUGGGGCGUGUUCAGGGAGUCAUUUCUGCGGCAGCAUGA
This is a messenger RNA of Epithele typhae, 1089 nucleotides long. Its product is annotated as Clavaminate synthase-like protein. NCBI's taxonomy places the organism in Eukaryota, Fungi, Basidiomycota, Agaricomycetes, Polyporales, Epitheliaceae. The coding region runs from base 1 to 1089 and encodes 362 amino acids. Gene Ontology annotation, molecular function: dioxygenase activity. The record is from RefSeq and is a predicted model, not a curated record. The transcript has 7 exons.